AUGCACGAGUCUGUGGCAGAGCUAAAGCCAUAUACAGUGUUGGUAAAACUACGCUUUGCUAAGAAAGUUUAUAAUUCCGAGCAAGACAAAUAUCAGUGCCGUGCCGGGGUUUAUGUUUCUCAGAAGCCAAGAGUGAAAAAUCUUUUGAAAGACAUAACAAGACAAGUCGGAGUAGAGGAGAAGAACUGGGAGAACAAUGCAGAGAUAGAGGCCAACCUAUUUGGGUUCCUUAGACAAAACAAGUACCUGAUUGUUAUUGAUGACAUAUGGGAUAAUAAAACUUGGAAUGAAUUGAGGAAUAGCAUACCGGGUAAUUGUACAAAUGGUAGUGCAUUAAUCAUUACUUCUCGCCAUAAAGAAGUUGACAUCUAUGCAGGUGGAGUUGAUGGCCUGCCACUCAAAAUCAUCACAAUGGCUGGUCUCCUAUCAACAAAAGAGAGGAUAGAACAUGCAUGGAAAUCAAGUGAACUGAUAAACAUAUGGGUAGCCAAGGGCUUCAUACAAGCCCAAGAAAACGAUACCCUUAAAGAUGUAGCAGAGGAUUACCUAACUGAGCUAAUUGGUAGGUACUUGGUUCAAAUUGAUAAAAGAAGAUUUGAUGGAAGAAUUAGAAGCUGCCGCAUCCACAAUGUUCUUCUCAGCCUUUGUGUUUCAACUGCCAAGAAAAACAACUUUUUCAGUACUAGUCAAGGUGAUGAUUCUGUUUUAGACACCAGAGUUUGUGGAGUUGCCAUUCAGCGUGGUAGUAUCUGUGAGUACAUUUCUCAAAACCAGCAACUCAAGCUCUGUGCUCUGCUAUGCUUCAACAGAGAAAAAGAGAACUUGGAAAGGCCGCACUUGGAACAUAUUGAUAAGGGGUUUGAAUUUCUUCGGGUGCUCCGCUUGAGAGAUUGGUGUUUCCACAGUUUUCCAGAUGCAAUAGGCAAUCUCAUCCAUUUGAGGUACCUGCAGUUGAAGGCAUCAAGCCUAAGAAGCCUUCUGUCCACCAUCAGGUAUCUGAGAAUCCUACAGGCCUUGGAUGUCAAGGAAUGUGAGAAUCUCAACGUACCUACAGCUAUUUGGAAUAUGCAACAACUAAGACACAUUCUCUAA
Molecule: messenger RNA, 1092 nt
Organism: Ilex paraguariensis (yerba mate)
Lineage: Eukaryota; Viridiplantae; Streptophyta; Magnoliopsida; Aquifoliales; Aquifoliaceae
Source: the annotation of a GenBank genome assembly